UUUCAAUCAGUCAGUUUCUAUUUGCACGAAACACAUAUACAUACAUUCUCUCCGAGAUCUUUUAUAAACUUUGUAAAUUCACUCGUUCUAACUAACCUCAUAUCGCCAUGAGUUCCAUCGAAUGGGUCGGUGAUAUGCUUUACUACGUUAUGCGCACCUACCUGGGGUUAACCGCACCCAGUUGCAAUGCACACUUCCUUAUCGAUGUCCUUGGAAAGAUUGAACAUUUUAUAUAUUUCAUCGAAUUUUCCAUGAUGAUAAUGAGGCGGCCAAGAAAUUUCAAGGCUUUGACUGAUAGCCAAGCGAACCGCCUUCAACUAUACAAUUGCCUUUCAAUGUUACGGACUUGGGCAAAAGUGAUAUACGCAUUGGUAUCCGUGCAUGCUUUAAUCCAUAUCAAGACGCAUUACAUAAGUAUCGCGAUAGUGAUUUCCGGCAUCGUCUUGGCCAUCGAUAUGAUCUUCUUGGCAAUAAAUGGCUUACAUGGCAAAAGAACGCUGCGACCCGCGCGGAUUCUGUGGAUUUCGUUGAGCUGUUGCACUUGGGUGCCCGGGAUUCUGAACGAACUGAUCAUCUAUUUGUAUAAUUAAUGAAAGCAAUGGCGAUGUUAGACUUUAUAACUUUCAAAAUUCUUUGUCACAUGUAGCACUUUCAAAAAUAUAGGAAAUAAAGAGUCACACAUCUA
Molecule: messenger RNA, 685 nt
Organism: Drosophila simulans
Lineage: Eukaryota; Metazoa; Arthropoda; Insecta; Diptera; Drosophilidae
Exons: 3
Coding region: 108-590 (160 amino acids)
Source: RefSeq, a predicted model, not a curated record